GUAUUUUCCCUUCUUACCAAAAGUUUGUCUUUUUUUUUUUUCUUCCAACUUAUCACAAACCAAAAUGGGAGGUGGUGCUAAUAUGACUAAAAUUGAUCAAAAGAUUAAAGUACCACUAUCAAAGCCCCCGUUUAUACUUAGUGAACUCAAGAAGGCUAUUCCUCCUCACUGCUUUCAACGAUCUCUCGUUCGCUCCUUCUCCUACGUUGUUCGGGAUAUCACACUAGUGUUUGUAUUAGGGUAUAUCGCCGCGAAUUACAUCUAUGUCCUUCCAUCCCCAUAUAAUUAUCUAGCAUGGCCUAUUUAUUGGUUUGCUCUAGGUAGUGUUUUCACAGCAAUAUGGGUCAUUGCUCAUGAAUGUGGUCACCAUGGCUUUAGUAAUUACCAAUGGAUAGAUGACACGGUUGGUUUUAUCUUCUACACCUCGAUUUGUGUGCCUUACUUUUCUUGGAAAUAUAGUCAUCGUCGUCAUCACUCCAAUGGGGGUUCCCUUGAGUAUGAUGAAGUCUACGUACCUAGGCUUAAAUCCGAACUACGAUGGUUCUCCAAAUAUUUCAACAAUCUACCAGGACGAAUAAUCGCGUUCACCACCACCCUCACUAUUGGUUGGCCUUCUUACAUGGCCAUCAAUGCCUCCGGUAGACCUUAUGAUCGUUUUGCAAGUCACUAUAAUCCAUAUAGUCCGAUGUAUAAUGAUCGUGAGAGGCUACUAAUAUACUUCUCAGACUUAGGUCUAAUUGCAUUUAUUUAUAUGUGGUAUCGUAUUGCGAUGGUAAAAGGGCUAGCUUGGGUUAUAUACAUGUAUGUAGCGCCCCUUCAAAUGAUGAACAUACUAGUAGUGGUACUAACUUUUUUGAACCACACACAUGCAUUAGUCCCACAUUAUGAUUCUUCAGAAUGGGAUUGGCUAAGAGGAGCUCUAGCUACGAUAGAUAGAGACUUUGGUAUACUAAAUAACGUAUGUCAUAACGUUACAAAUACUCAUGUUUUGCAUCAUUUAUUCACAACCAUACCACAUUAUCAUGCAGUGGAGGCAACAAAAGCUAUCAAGCCAAUACUUGGAGAAUACUAUAAUUUUGAUAGUACCCCAGUUUAUAAAGCAAUAUGGAAGAAUGUAAAUGAGUGCAUCUAUGUGGAAAAAAAUGAAGAAACUCAAGAUAGAGGUGUUUUUUGGUAUAAAAACAAACUCUAAAAGAUGAAUGUAAACAUUUACUAAUUAUUACUUGUAAUUUGGCUAAAUGUUAAGCCUUAAUUUGUAGUAGUUGAAAUAAGGUUUACUUAUAGCUUGUAAUAAUUGGAUUGUUGCAUUUAGAAAUCUUUCUAAUAA
Molecule: messenger RNA, 1327 nt
Organism: Solanum verrucosum
Lineage: Eukaryota; Viridiplantae; Streptophyta; Magnoliopsida; Solanales; Solanaceae
Product: delta(12)-fatty-acid desaturase FAD2-like
Exons: 1
Coding region: 65-1192 (375 amino acids)
Biological process (GO): lipid metabolic process
Molecular function (GO): oxidoreductase activity, acting on paired donors, with oxidation of a pair of donors resulting in the reduction of molecular oxygen to two molecules of water
Source: RefSeq, a predicted model, not a curated record